UUUUUACGUCCUCCCCUCCCAUUAGUAGAACAAUGGUUCAGUCCAAAGUGUAGGCGGAGCAACAGCAGCACUGAAUGGCACAGGCUCCAUCAGAGCCGCUGAAGUGAGGAGCUAGCUGUUAGGUAUAGCUCUGCAGCACAAAUAAAAACCCCUCCAGUAAGUAAAUAUUUACAGCAAAAGACAUGCAAACAUUUUAUUUACUUUCACUGCUCACAGGAAAGACACACAUUAACUGAGGCCUACUCAAAACAAUCAUGAUCCGUCUAAUAUUUUAACAUGCGCUAAAGUUAAACAUCAUUAAAACUAGCAUAAUUAAACUAAUAUUUAACCAACAUACUGAAAAGAAAUUACAAAAUAUCCAAAGAUCUCAUUAUCUAGCUCAUAGAUUUUGUCAUUCCAAAAUUUAUUUUUACACAUUUGGUGAGGAUGAAAAUUUUCACUCUAAAAAUGUGAAAUUUUUAAUGUACAAACUCUUCAAAUAAUGCUCAUCUGGGAAAUUUGAAGAAAUUAUGUCUUAGCAAACUGGUGGGGCAACUGUGGAAGUCUAUGUCAUAAAAUGGCAACAGAGUGGAGAAAAUAUUUUACUAACAGACGUCUGACUAACACUCCUAUCAGCACUUAUCUAAUUGUUUAAUGGAGCUUCAGAUUCAUAUUCUUUGUUUUUACAGGCUUACCCAAAAGUCAGGUGGCAGUAGAUAUGUUAAUGAAACAAGAAGAAACCAAAGACCUGCUGAACAACCAUCACAGAAACGGAAAAGGAUAUGUUGUUGUCGACUGUGGAGAUGAAACAAUUGACUUCACUGUUCACAAAGUUAUGGAAGGAGGAUCCCUCAAGAAGCUGUAUGAGGCCCCUAAAAACGAACUGGGAGGACAAACAGUGGACAAAAAAUUUAAAUUGUUUCUGAAAGAAAUUUUCUCUAAUGGAGUCUGGGAUGAAUACGAACAAAGCUUCCCCAGUGAGGUUCAGAAAAUCAUGUAUGAUUUUAUUUGUCUUAAACAGCUGGAUGAAGAUGUUCAGAUCAACUGUCCAUUUAACUUGGGAAUGUUGGCUGAGGAACAUAAAGAGAUUAAAACGUUCUUUGAUUCAGUGGAAGGAGCUUCCUGGGAUGAUGGAUCUAUCAGAAUCUCCAGAGAGAAACUGAAAUCUUUCUAUGAUGAGAGUCUGCAGGGAAUCACCAAGAGCCUUGGAGAAAUAUUAGACAAAAAUCUCAACAUUGGUAAUAUUGUGUUGGUGGGGGGUUUGGCUGAGAACCAGAUUCUACGUCAGCACAUCACUGAUCAGUUUGGACCUCAGUAUAAAGUCCUGUGUCCUCUUAGACCCCAGGAAGCGAUCCUGAAAGGAGCCAUAGAGUUGGGGAGAAACCCGAAGUUGGUGGAGUCUCAGAAAAAACAUCCAGCUUGGUUGAAUUUCUUUUUUGAGAAUUUUAAAGAGUAAAAAAAAUGUGUUUCUUACUGUACUUUAACCGUGUACUGUACUGAUAACAAUGUUCAGUAUCUAGGAAACCAGGUGUAAAGAAGUUUUUUUUUUUGGUCAGUCUCUUCAUUAACUCAUGUAUCAUCACCAUACAUGUGCAUGUGUCAUUGGAUUUAAUCAAAUUAAGGAAAUAAGAGGCAUACUUUCAGAAUUAACAGUCAUCUGCUGCUGGAAAAUUCUCCAAACAAUACAUUCUGUACAGUUACUAUUUUCUGCUGUCGAUUUAUGUAUCACUCUUUAACCUUUUUUGUUAUGUUUGAGGAGAGUCUGCAAGCCUCAAUAACCGAUGUUGAACUUCUUUUUGAACUUGAUGUGACAUGCUAAGAUUUUAUCUAUUUGUGUAAAGUGAUAUUUAAAUCAUCAUUUGUACAUGACUGCUAUAACUAUCCAAUAAAAAUUUUGCAAAACAAAAUUGUUUGGAAUUGAA
Xiphophorus hellerii (green swordtail) is the source of this 1901-nucleotide messenger RNA. Its product is annotated as heat shock 70 kDa protein 12A-like. The record is from RefSeq and is a predicted model, not a curated record. The coding region runs from base 698 to 1435 and encodes 245 amino acids. The transcript has 2 exons. NCBI's taxonomy places the organism in Eukaryota, Metazoa, Chordata, Actinopteri, Cyprinodontiformes, Poeciliidae. Gene Ontology annotation, molecular function: ATP binding; ATP-dependent protein folding chaperone.